Molecule: messenger RNA, 2841 nt
Organism: Saxophila tyrrhenica
Lineage: Eukaryota; Fungi; Ascomycota; Dothideomycetes; Mycosphaerellales; Extremaceae
Exons: 5
Coding region: 1-2841 (946 amino acids)
Biological process (GO): peptidoglycan turnover; amino sugar metabolic process
Molecular function (GO): phosphotransferase activity, alcohol group as acceptor; ATP binding
Source: RefSeq, a predicted model, not a curated record
AUGCCGGCAGCACCAAACCAUUCAUUCGGCUCUCCGCUGUCUCUCAAGGUCAUUGGACACAAUGCUGGCACCUCCAUGGAUGGCGUGGAUCUCGUCCAUGUCCACUUUACACAAGACUCGCCUUCUGCGCAACUGAACAUGCAGCUGCUUCACUAUGGCGAGUAUCCGAUGCCCCCCAAAAUCAAGCAGAGGGUCAUGCGCUUGAUCAAGGAAAACAAGACGACCCCAGAGGAAAUGGCCAUUGUCAACAUCCAACUCGGAGAAGUCGUGGGAGACGCAGUCAUUGCUUUCGCAGCGGAACAAGGGUUCAACAUCGAGACGGAGGUGGACAUCAUUGCGGGCCAGGGUCAGACGAUUUGGCAUUUGCCCCUACCAGAGCUCUUUGAAGGUGACCAAAAGCGUGCUCACCUGGACAUGGCGGAGAUUGCAACCAUCGCUGCCAACACAGGCGCAACAACGAUCGGCAACUUUCGUGUGUCCGAAAUGGCACUUGGACGACAGGGCUGUCCGCUGUUUGCAGCAUUAGACUCACUCUUGCUGAAUGACCGCAGCCUCAACCGCGCCGUGCAGAACAUCGGCGGGAUUGCGAAUUUUUCCAUUCUCCCCAAAGGAGAUGUAGAAGGCUGUUACGAUUUCGACACCGGACCAGGCAAUGUGUUCAUCGAUGCUGCAGUUCGAUACUUCACCAACGGGAAGAAGGAAUACGAUAAAGACGGUGCCACGGGCGCAAAAGGCAGUGUCUGGCAGAACACUGUCGAUGAGGUCCUCGCUGGUCCGUACUUUACGCACGACAUACCCAAGACCACGGGUAGGGAGACAUUUGGCGAUCGGAUGGCAGAGGAUAUAUGUGAUCAGCUUCUGAGCAAAGGGGCGGGCCCUGAGGACUGCGUCGCAACCAUAACCCGCAUUACCGCACAGUCUCUCGCCGAAGCCUACCGGCGAUGGGGCCCUCCGGGCGGCCUAGACGAGAUCUAUAUGGGCGGCGGCGGCUCGUACAACCCCAACAUUGUCUCGUACCUGCAAGAACAGUUCCCCCAAACUCGAGUAACGCGUAUCGACGAGAUCGGCAUCCCCGUCGGAGCGAAGGAGGCUGUUGGCUUUGCUCUGCUCGGGUGUGAGUGCUUCGUGGGCAGGCCCAUGAUCGUCCCGAAGCGCACAGAAUCCGAUCGUCCUGGCGUUGUAGGACAGGUGCAGCCGGGCAGCAACCAUCAUCGUUUGCGGCAACAUGUUGCUCGGCUUGUCAAGCAUGUCGAGACCGGCACGUUAAGUGUAAGUGGAAACGCUCGCCCGCAAGAUCACGCUGGCAUCGAGCUGGUAUUGACAGAGGCAGGCGAUUCUGGCGCACCAUGUCUUAAUUGCCGCCAGCAGGGGCGCGACUGUUCAAACGGCCAGCCUGCUGUUUUCUCGGCCCUGCAAUGGCGUCCAGAGGCGGACUACUCGCAGACACGGCAUGAGACCACAGCUUCGCCAGGCGGCGUUAAAAUCGCCUUCGUAGACGAGACUCAUGCAGUGUCUCAGCAAUACAAAGUGAUUGCGGACUUACCAGAUCUCACUACUGGUCAAAUGGAGGCACCGCCAAUCCCUAAGAGUUCAGGAUCAGCUGCGAGGGACGACGCGGACUCGACAAGCACAAGGCCGGCUGGCGCGCCGAUUACGAACAAGAAGGAUGCCUUCUACAUGUCCAGAUACGUUCAAUUCGUCGGCCCCUGGUUUGACCUUUUUGACAACACGGACCGCCACUUCAGCUACGUGGUUCCUGCUUUAGCAUUGAGUAAUCUCCUUCUGAGACUCUCUUGUCUAGCAGCGGCUGCUCGACAACACUCCUUGGUGAGUGACUGCGGCGACGGAGAUGCGUUGUUGUACUACGACGAAGCACUGCGCGCGUUGGCUUCCUGCCUGAAUGAUCGAGCACACGAGACCGCUACCUUUGCCAGCUGCCUGCUCAUCGCACACUGCGAGAUGGUUGAGAGCAAGGCCAACGACUGGAAUUUGCAUCUAAAGGGAACUCGCGAGCUGGUCGUAGCUCAAGGUUGGCAUGGGUCCAGCGGUGGCCUUGCGCAAGCUUGUUUCUGGAUCUAUUGCCGCAUGAUGAUCCUCUCGUCAAUGUCAUCCGGAACGCCGACUCCAAUUGAUACAGCUCACUGGUUGCCCUCUAACGAUUUUGAAGAUCCAGAGGAGUGGACUGCAGACACAUGGGCUCGCAAGACAGUGUACAUGUUAGGAGCCGUUCACAACUUCCUAUGUAGAUCUCGUCAUGUUUCUGAUCCAACUACAAUCGAGGCAGACAAGCGUGACUGGGACAGCCUCUCGCAGAAAAUCCGUCACCACCAAACUCUUUGCCCGUCAACCUGCCGGCCGCUGAGCAUUGUCCGACGGGAACCUCUCCAGGAGAUCUGCUACACCAACGGCUCUAUUGCAGCAGCAUGGCAGAUGUACCAUGCCCUCUGCCUCGUCCAUUCCAUCGGCGCCCCUUCUCUGCCAAACGAGCGCCUGACGACGCUUCAAGCAGCAUCAUCUACCGCCGUGGAGCACGCGAAGCUGAUCGUAGCCAAUUCCAUCUUCAACCGCUUCGACACCGCCUGGGUCAAUGCCGUGCAACUUUUGACGACGGCAGGACACUGUCUGGCGGGCUGGCAGCUCCGCCAUGCCUGCAUGACGAUACUGGAGGAUAUCCGACGGACUACCGGAUGGAAGACGAGAGAGAACCUCGCUGUCUUGUUCCAUGCUUGGGACCGCGUGGAGUCCGCUGGCUUGUCGGUCUGUCCAGAUAGGACCACGGGUCUUCUCUUAUAUCUUUUGGAGGCUAGAGAUCAGAGCUUCUUCAAUGACCCCGAUGACUAA